AUGGCCAGUAAGCAUGUUCUGUUCAUCUACAUUAGCAAGGACGUGAUGCGAGUAGAUCUGCCUGGUAUAUUUGGGGCACCUGCAGAGGCGGGGCCACCUGGAGAAGUGGGGACUGUAGCCAAGUGUGAGGAAUUUGAAGACACAUUUCUCACAGCUGAGGGCGGAGACUUGAAAGAAAAGUUGCUAUCGGUUCUGCGGAAUGAGGGAGAGACUGCCAUUUCAGACCCCGCCCCCUGUCGUCAUCACGUCCCCUACCCGGACAACGCGCAUGCGCCGAGAAUAAUCCCACCCAUCCCGUCGUUCUGGCGGGAAAGCGGAGAUGAUGUGAAGUUCCGGACGGUUUUGGCGCUUUUUACCACAGAGUUUCAGCGCCGCACGCGCAGCGCGGUUUUCCGUCGUCUGAUUGGCCCAGCCCCGCUCACGAAACAUGUCUUAUCUUUCCAGGAUGCAAACAAGUUUAACGACAUUGUUCGUUACUUUUCCAAAGAAGAGUGGGCAGAGCUGAGUGACUGGGAGAAACUCCGCUAUAAGAAUGUGAAGCGGAACUAUGAAGCCAUGCUCGCCAUUGCUGUCUCCACCAAAAAUAUGUUUGGAUCAACAAAUGAUAAGUCAACCAAAGUGUCUGAGAAAAGGCAAUAUGAUUUACGAAAGAAAGAGAAAAAAAAUUAUAUUGAGGAACAAGAGCUUCGUGAUGACGACUACCUUUUUUGUGAAGCCUGCGAGACGUUUUUUAUUGAAGAAUGCCCUGUGCAUGGUCCACCCAUCUUUAUGAAGGACACUGUUGUGGAUUUCAAUCAACCAGACAGAGCAUGUUUAACACUUCCUGAGGGUCUCUACAUAGCCCCAUCAAAAAUUCAGAAAGCUGGUCUGGGUGUCUGGAAUGAAGGGAAGCUUAUUCCCAGGGGUGUUCAUUUUGGACCAUAUGAAGGGGAGGUUUCUAGUGAAGAAGCAGCUGCUGUCAGUGGAUAUUCAUGGGUGAUCAGCAAGGCAAACAAGGAACUUGAAUACAUAGAUGCCCAGGAUGAAGCUAACUCAAACUGGAUGAGGUUUGUGAACUGUGCCAGAAAGGAGGAGGAACAGAACCUGGUUGCCUUCCAGCACUGUGAAAACAUUUACUACAGGACGUGUAAGCCAGUUCCUACUCACUGUGAGUUACUGGUCUGGUACGGUGAUGAUUAUGCCAAGGAGCUGGGAAUCACUUGGACCUCUAUGUGGAUGUCAAAUCAGGAAGCAAAAUUAUCACAUCAAGUGACCCAGAGUGACUGUUAUCCUUGCCCUCAGUGCAACAUUGCAUUUACCACAACAGAUUUCCUUAAACGGCAUUUGAGACGACACGCUGCAGCGUCCAGACCAACAUCAACUGGAGAACCAUCGACCUCCAAUGUAAACCAAGAUGGUCAGAGUCCAGUGUCGAAACGUAGGCAGGAUCCACUCACAGUAUCCGAUAGAAAGAGGACAUUUGCCAAGUCAGAUUACCCUCAAGCUGGCAAAAAGCAGAGACAGCAUGAAUGUCCGGACUGUGGGAAGAGUUUCACAUGGGCGGAGAGCUUCCACCGACACCAGCGGACCCACACCGGAGAGAGGCCGUAUAAGUGUUCCGACUGUGGGAAGAGUUUCACACAGGCAGGAAACCUCCAUCAACACCAGCGGACCCACACCGGAGAGAGGCCGUAUAAAUGUUCCGAAUGUGGGAAGAGUUUCACGGUGUCAGGGGACCUCCACCGACACCAGCGGACCCACACCGGAGAGAGGCCGUAUAAAUGUCCCGAAUGUGGGAAGAGUUUCACACGGGCAGGGAGCCUCCAUCAACACCAGAGGACCCACACCGGAGAGAGGCCGUAUAAAUGUUCCGAAUGUGGGAAGAGUUUCACAGAGUCAGGAAACCUCCAUCAACACCAGCGGACCCACACCGGAGAGAGGCCGUAUAAAUGUUCCGAAUGUGGGAAGAGUUUCACGGUGUCAGGGAGCCUCCACCGACACCAGCGGACCCACACCGGAGAGAGGCGGUAUAAAUGUUCCGAAUGUGGGAAGAGUUUCACGGUGUCAGGGAGCCUCCACCGACACCAGCGGACCCACACCGGAGAGAGGCCGUAUAAAUGUUCCGAAUGUGGGAAGGGUUUCACAGUGUCAGGCCACCUCCAUCAACACCAGCGGACCCACACCGGAGAGAGGCCAUAUAAAUGUUCCGAAUGUGGGAAGAGCUUUGCUCAUCUUCACCAGCAGAAAUCUCACACUUGUGUUGAAACUUGUCACACGUGUGGGAAUGUCUUCAGGGAUUCAUCAGCUUUCACAAUUCAUACUGCGACCGGCUACCACCGAGAUCUGUGUCCGGAUCGCUUGAUCCAUAUUCUUUGUUCAUCCGGCGUGCGUAAAGUUCCACACAGUGGGCGUCUGGAAUCCAGCAGGUCCGAGAGUCGAAUCUGGCAAAGCAUUGCUGUGACCGUGUCCAAGUCUCGACAAGCUCUACGACGACAGGAGAGACUGCCAUUUCAGAGCCCCGCCCCCUGUCGUCAGCACGUCACCUACCCGGACAACGCGCAUGCGCCGAGAUUAAUCCCACCCAUCCCGUCGUUCUGGCGGGAAAGCGGAGAUGAUGUGAAGUUCCGGACGGUUUUGGCGCUUUUUACCACAGAGUUUCAGCGCCGCACGCGCAGCGCGGUAUGCCGUCGUCUGAUUGGCCCAGCCCCGCUCACGAAACAUGUCUUAUCUUUCCAGGAUGCAAACAAGUUUAACGACAUUGUUCGUUACUUUUCCAAAGAAGAGUGGGCAGAGCUGAGUGACUGGGAGAAACUCCGCUAUAAGAAUGUGAAGCGGAACUAUGAAGCCAUGCUCGCCAUUGCUGUCUCCACCAAAAAUAUGUUUGGAUCAACAAAUGAUAAGUCAACCAAAGUGUCUGAGAAAAGGCAAUAUGAUUUACGAAAGAAAGAGAAGAAAAAUUACAUUGAGGAACAAGAGCUUCGUGAUGACGACUACCUUUGUAGGUUUGUGAACUGUGCCAGAAAGGAGGAGGAACAGAACCUGGUUGCCUUCCAGCACUGUGAAAACAUUUACUACAGGACGUGUAAGCCAGUUCCUGCUCACUGUGAGUUACUGGUCUGGUACGGUGAUGAUUAUGCCAAGGAGCUGGGAAUCACUUGGACCUCUAUGUGGAUGUCAAAUCAGGAAGCAAAAUUAUCACAUCAAGUGACCCAGAGUGACUGUUAUCCUUGCCCUCAGUGCAACAUUGCAUUUACCACAACAGAUUUCCUUAAACGGCAUUUGAGACGACACGCUGCAGCGUCCAGACCAACAUCAACUGGAGAACCAUCGUCCUCCAAUGUAAACCAAGAUGGUCAGAGUCCAAUGUCGAAACGUAGGCAGGAUCCAUUCACACUAUCCGAUAGAAAGAGGACAUUUGCCAAGUCAGAUUACCCUCAAGUUGGCAAAAAGGAGAGACAGCAUGAAUGUCCGGACUGUGGGAAGAGUUUCACACAGGCAGGGAGCCUCCACCAACACCAGCGGACCCACACCGGAGAGAGGCCGUAUAAAUGUUCCGAAUGUGGGAAGAGUUUCACACAGGCAGGGCACCUCCACCAACACCAGCGGACCCACACCGGAGAGAGGCCGUAUAAAUGUUCCGAAUGUGGGAAGAGUUUCACACAGGCAGGGCACCUCCAUCAACACCAGCGGACCCACACCGGAGAGAGGCCGUAUAAAUGUUCUGAAUGUGGGAAGGGUUUCACAGAGUCAGGGAGCCUCCACCGACACCAGCGGACCCACACCGGAGAGAGGCCGUAUAAAUGUUCCGAAUGUGGGAAGAAUUUCACACGGGCAGGAAACCUCCACCGACACCAGCGGACCCACACCGGAGAGAGGCCGUAUAAAUGUUCUGAAUGUGGGAAGCGUUUCACAGAGUCAGGGAGCCUCCACCGACACCAGCGGACCCACACCGGAGAAAGGCGUUAUAAAUGUUCUGAAUGUGGGAAGGGUUUCACAGAGUCAGGGAGCCUCCACCGACACCAGCGGACCCACACCGGAGAGAGGCCGUAUAAAUGUUCCGAAUGUGGGAAGAGCUUUGCUCAUCUUCACCAGCAGAAAUCUCACACUUGUGUUGAAACUUGUCACACGUGUGGGAAUGGUCCGCAUGAAUGUCCGGACUGUGGGAAGAGUUUCACACAGGCAGGGAGCCUCCACCGACACCAGCUGACCCACACCAGAGUGAGGCCGUAUAAAUGUUCCGACUGUGGGAAGGGUUUCAACGUGUCAGGGGACCUCCACCGACACCAGCGGACCCACACCGGAGAGAGGCCGUAUAAAUGUUCCGAAUGUGGGAAGGGUUUCACAGUGUCAGGCCACCUCCAUCAACACCAGCGGACCCACACCGGAGAGAGGCCGUAUAAAUGUUCCAAAUGUGGGAAGAGUUUCACACGGGCAGGGAGCCUCCACCUACACCAGCGGAUCCACACCGGAGAGAGGCCGUAUAAAUGUUCCGAAUGUGGGAAGAGUUUCACAGUGUCAGGCCAUCUCUAUCAACACCAGCGGACCCACACCGGAGAGAGGCCGUAUAAAUGUUCCGAAUGUGGGAAGGGUUUCACAGAGUCAGGGAGCCUCCACCGACACCAGCGGACCCACACCGGAGAGAGGCCGUAUAAAUGUUCCGAAUGUGGGAAGAGUUUCACAGAGUCAGGAAACCUCCAUCAACACCAGCGGACCCACACCGGAGAGAGGCCGUAUAAAUGUUCCGAAUGUGGGAAGAGUUUCACGGUGUCAGGGAGCCUCCACCGUCACCAGCGGACCCACACCGGAGAAAGGCGUUAUAAAUGUUCUGAAUGUGGGAAGGGUUUCACAGAGUCAGGGAGCCUCCACCGACACCAGCGGACCCACACCGGAGAGAGGCCGUAUAAAUGUUCCGAAUGUGGGAAGAGCUUUGCUCAUCUUCACCACUUCCACCGACACCAGCGGACCCACACCGGAGAGAGGUCGUAUAAAUGUUCCGAAUGUGGGAAGAGCUUUGGUGUAGGGGCAGAUGUAACACUUCACCAGCGGACCCACACCGGAGAGAGGCCGUAUAAAUGUUCCGAAUGUGGGAAGAGUUUCACACGGGCAGGAAACCUCCACCGACACCAGCGGACCCACACUGGAGAGAGGCCGUAUAAAUGUUCCGAAUGUGGGAAGUGUUUCACACGGGCAGGGAGCCUCCACCGACACCAGCGGACCCACACCGGAGAGAGGCCGUAUAAAUGUUCCGAAUGUGGGAAGAGUUUCACACGGGCAGGAAACCUCCACCGACACCAGCGGACCCACACUGGAGAGAGGCCGUAUAAAUGUUCCGAAUGUGGGAAGUGUUUCACACAGGCAGGAAACCUCCAUCAACACCAGCGGACCCACACCGGAGAGAGGCCGUAUAAAUGUUCCGAAUGUGCGAAGUGUUUCACACGGGCAGGGCACCUCCACCUACACCAGCGGACCCACACCGGAGAGAGGCCGUAUAAAUGUUCCGAAUGUGGGAAGGGUUUCACACAGGCAGGGCACCUCCACCUACACCAGCGGACCCACACCGGAGAGAGGCCGUAUAAAUGUUCCGAAUGUGGGAAGAGUUUCACAUGGGCAGGAAGCCUCCACCGACACCAGCGGACCCACACCGGAGAGAGGCCGUAUAAAUGUUCCGAAUGUGGGAAGAGUUUCACAUGGGCAGGAAGCCUCCACCGACACCAGCGGACCCACACCGGAGAGAGGCCAUAUAAAUGUUCCGAAUGUGGGAAGAGUUUCACGGAGUCAGGCCACCUCCAUCAACACCAGCGGACCCACACCGGAGAGAGGCUGUAUAAAUGUUCCGAAUGUGGGAAGAGUUUUGCUUAUCUUCACCAGCAGAAAUCUCACACUUGUGUUGAAACUUUUCACGUGUGUGGGAAUGUCUGCAUGGAUCCAUCAGCUUACACAAAGGGUUGUAUUGAACAAUAA
This is a messenger RNA of Mobula hypostoma (lesser devil ray), 5940 nucleotides long. RefSeq names its product zinc finger protein 850-like. The record is from RefSeq and is a predicted model, not a curated record. Lineage: Eukaryota; Metazoa; Chordata; Chondrichthyes; Myliobatiformes; Myliobatidae. The transcript is spliced from 20 exons. Bases 1 to 5940 code for a protein of 1979 amino acids. Gene Ontology annotation, molecular function: protein binding; RNA polymerase II cis-regulatory region sequence-specific DNA binding; histone methyltransferase activity. Gene Ontology annotation, biological process: regulation of transcription by RNA polymerase II.